Molecule: messenger RNA, 2484 nt
Organism: Dothidotthia symphoricarpi CBS 119687
Lineage: Eukaryota; Fungi; Ascomycota; Dothideomycetes; Pleosporales; Dothidotthiaceae
Product: Pkinase-domain-containing protein
Exons: 5
Coding region: 1-2484 (827 amino acids)
Biological process (GO): protein phosphorylation; intracellular signal transduction; regulation of MAPK cascade
Cellular component (GO): cytoplasm
Molecular function (GO): ATP binding; protein serine/threonine kinase activity
Source: RefSeq, a predicted model, not a curated record
AUGGACCAAGGGUCGAGCAACCAGUCGUCGUCCUCGCGGCGGCCACGGCGGGCACCUCCCAUCUCCUUCCUGAACAGCAAGUCGAACCUCAAGCGCAGCCAGUCAUCGGCCGCCGCCUACUCGUCCUCGCCCGGCCCAGCCACGGCCUCGUCCCUCCCGCCCGCGAGCGCCCUGCACCGCUCGCCCUCGCUGCUCGCCUCCGUCACCGAGAGCCAUCACCAGCAGCACCAGCAGCACCACCCCGCGAGCGCCGGCGACAGCGCCCAGUACUUGCCCGUGGCGUUGACGGGAGCGCCCUUCAACGACAUUCUCCAGGAGGCUCUGCACGCCUCGCGCUCCCCCAACAGCAGCGCGACACGUCGCCCGCCCGGCCCCCAGCACGCCUUCACGGCCGACCAGCCCUUCAAGCACCGCCCGCAGCUGCGCCAGUCGGCCUCGCACACCUCGCUCGCCCGCAACAUGGACGCCCCGCCAUCGGGCUCCAAGAGCCCGCGCAACCGCUACAGCGACGAGGGCGAGAGCGUGCUCGCGAAGAGCAGAAAGGCCGACGUCGGCAAGAAGAAGGGCACCUUCUCGACCUUUAUGAGCAACAUGCUGGGCUCGCCGCGCCGGCCCACCAUCUCGACGCCCACCAACCCCAUGCACGUCACCCACGUCAGCAUUGACAACGCAACGGGCGAGUUCACGGGCCUGCCCAAGGAGUGGCAGCGCAUGCUGCAGCAGAACGGCAUCACCGAAAACGACCAGCGCAACCACCCGCAGACGGUCGUCGACGUCGUCAACUUCUACCAGGACAAUGCGCAGAAGACCGAGGACGAGGCCAUCUGGGACAAAAUGGGCCCCGUGCAUCCCCAGGGCCCUGCGUACCAGGCGAACGGUACUCCCACCCAGAGCUCCGCCCAGUCUCUCCUCAGCCCACCGCAGAGCCCCCGCUUUCCGCGCAACGAGCUGGACAGCUUCGAAAACCCCCGCGCUCCACCCCCCAUCCCUCGCAGUGUCACCUCGCCCAUCGUGGGCUCGGCCCAGCACAAUGUCGCGCUUGUUCCCAGCCGACCAGCUCCCAGAGCGCCAGGCCCCGCCGCCUCCUCAGCCAACCCCGUGCCUGCGCGUCCUGCCCACCCUGCUCCCGCUCCGAUCAACACGCAACAGCCCAUGCACGUGCCGCAUCAAGGCAACGACUAUCCCCAGGUGGGUUAUGCCCCUCCGUCAGCCACCGAGAGUCCCCUUGGCGCCUCGUCCGCGCCUCGCAGUCGAGCAAACACUACGGGAGGCACCCCGCCGCGCCACGAUUCCCCGUCUAGCGCCACUGCUAUUUCUCCCGCCCAGCAAUACCAGCAACAGCAGCAGCAGGUCAUGGCUGCAGCACAGUACUCGGUCGUUCCCAAACCACAGGCUCCGCUUGGGAGGAGUGUCAGUUACAGGACCCCACCGCCGCAUCUCACGCCAGCCGCCCACGUCCCAACACCGCAGCAGCAAUUCGCCCAGCAAAUAGAUCCACAAAACAUUCCUCUUCCCUCGCAGCAAACUCGAGUAGGCCCGGCGCCGCGACCGCGCCAGAGGCCCCGUCAGAGCCAGGGCCCCGAUAUAGUUGCCAAGCUCAAUGCCAUCUGCACGAAUGCGGACCCCACACUCAGGUACCGCGAUCUGAACAAGAUCGGCCAGGGUGCUUCUGGCGGCGUGUUCGUGGCUUGGGAGGUGGACACGAACAAGUGCGUGGCUAUCAAGCAGAUGAAUCUGGAACAGCAACCCAAGAAGGACUUGAUUAUCAACGAAAUUCUAGUUAUGAAGGACAGCAAGCACAAGAACAUUGUCAACUUCAUGGACAGCUUCCUUCUGAAAGGCGACUUGUGGGUCGUCAUGGAGUACAUGGAGGGCGGAAGCUUGACGGAUGUUGUAACAUUCAACAUCAUGAGCGAGGGCCAGAUUGCCGCUGUCUGCAGAGAGACUCUGCACGGGCUGCAACAUCUCCACUCCAAGGGCGUGAUUCAUCGAGAUAUCAAAUCCGACAACAUUCUCUUAUCCCUGGAAGGCAACAUCAAGCUGACCGAUUUUGGAUUCUGCGCACAAAUCAACGAGAACCACAACAAACGGACGACCAUGGUCGGCACUCCAUACUGGAUGGCUCCCGAGGUGGUCACCCGGAAAGAGUACGGCCGAAAAGUCGACAUCUGGUCGCUGGGUAUCAUGGCCAUCGAGAUGAUCGAGGGAGAACCGCCAUAUCUCAACGAAAGCCCUUUGCGAGCACUCUGGCUCAUUGCAACAAACGGCACGCCAGCGAUCAAAGACGAGCACGCUCUAUCGCCCGUAUUCCGAGACUUCCUAGCAUUCUCGCUCAAAGUCGAUCCGGAUAAGCGUGCAAGCGCUCACGAUCUCCUAGUGCAUCCAUUCAUCCAAACCGCCGAACCUCUAGGCACGCUAGCACAGCUGGUAAGAGCUGCACGAGCAGCAAGAGCCGAGGAGAAGCGCAGGAAGGGUGGUAUGUGA